Habropoda laboriosa is the source of this 2525-nucleotide messenger RNA. Its product is annotated as A-kinase anchor protein 17A-like. The record is from RefSeq and is a predicted model, not a curated record. Bases 105 to 2525 code for a protein of 806 amino acids. The transcript is spliced from 7 exons. NCBI's taxonomy places the organism in Eukaryota, Metazoa, Arthropoda, Insecta, Hymenoptera, Apidae.
UUACUGUGUCGUAAGAUAGAUAUUUAACGCUAAUUUGUAAUUUUUUUUUCUUGUCGCGAUCCUUCGCAUCACUUAUUCUGCUAUAUAGCGUGUACAUUAGAUUAAUGAUGAGCAAUGGUAAGAAGGUAGGUGAAAAUUCCAGUAGUGAGGUUGUUAACCAAUUUCGAAGCUGUAGGGAUCUCAGCGAUAUCGUGUCCCUGUAUACACCACGCGCGCUUUACUUAAAACCGGUUGCAAAAAUAAAUGUUUCAGUAAAUCUUCCUCAGCUGAAAGUACCAGGCAAAACAAUAUCAACAUGGGAAGUAAUGGAGAAGAUUCGUGCCCUUAUACUACCGGACGAGUUUGCAUCUCUGAAGGUAGCCAAGAGUACAUUGGAAUUUAUCAGAUUGGAAGGAGACUUGCAAGACAGAUGCAGACUGCAGCGUGUGCUUGCAAGACUGGACUCCCAGCGGUUGAAUCUGUCUGGAUUUCCCAAUGUAUUAAAAGUCCGCGCAGCAGAGGCAAAGGAUGAUUUUCCCACAAGGCAUAGUUGGGAUUCUUACUUCAGAGAUGCAAAACACAUGAAUGAAUUGAAGCCUGGGGAAAGGCCUGACACUAUACAUGUAACAGGCUUGCCUGUUAAAUGGUUCACCGAAGAUGGUGCAACUAUGCCUAGUGAAUCCUUGAUCAGUAAAAUCUUCAAAAAAUGGGGAACACUCAGAAGAAUUGAUGUACCUGCUGCUGAUCCUUACAGAUCUAGAAUGCGUCUUGGCACAAAUAUAAAUAAAUUUAGUUAUGAAGAUGGAAUAUUUUUUGAUGCAUAUAUUCAGUAUGUUGAAUAUAUGGAUUUUGUUAGAGCUAUGGAUGCAUUGCGUGGCAUGAAACUCCUUAAAAAAGACGGAGAAAAUGCAUUCACGGCCGCGAUUAAGAUCAAUUUUGAUAAAACAAAACACAUGAGUGAUAGUUCUGUUGCACAUAGAGAAUUCGAAAGAAAACGCCUUAUAGCACAGGAUACGUUAGCGGCAGAACGACUUCGCAGAAAAGAAGAAGCUGAAGAGAAACGUCGCGAAGAACAGAAAAAAAAAGAAGAAGCCGAUGCAGUAGCUAAAGAAAGUAGACGGAAAAAGCGGGAAGAAAAACGUAAACGUAAAGCUUUGACUAUAUUUCGCAAGAAGGAAGAAGAUAAAGUGUCCAUGAAAAUUGCUAGAGAAGGGCAGAAAUUAAUAAAAGCACAGAGACAGCUCGAAAGUAUUCGUCUUUUAGACGAGCUAUUCGAUCGGAUAAAGAUAAAAGUGGAGAACAAUGAAAUUAAAAUAGACGAUAUGUCAAACACGGAUUCCAAGAAAGAAGAAAGGAAAAACAAUAAAGUAGACGGUACUGUCGAAAUAUUAAGCUCAGAGGAAGAUUCAAAGGAUGAAAAGAAAGACAAGAAAGGAAAGAAAGCAAAAAAGAAAAAGGAAAAGUCCAAAAAAGAGAAAAAGAAAAAGAAGAAACGUAAAAAGGAAAAGGACUCCGAAAAUUCUGCAAGCCUGAGCGAGGAGUCAGGCGGGGAAGAACAAACUAAAAAAUUAAAAAGUGUUCUCAAACAAAACGUCACAUAUCCAUCAUCAUCUACAGCACCCUCACCUUUGGAAUCUCUUCCUUAUCCAACACUUUAUCCACGAUUUCCACAACCGUGGUAUUACGAAGCGACACUGCCCAUGAUUUAUCCGAGUUUACCAAGAGGUAUGCCUAGAGGCAGUCGUUUUCUACGUGGAAGGGGCAGAGGAUUUUCGUGGCGUAACGCUGGAAAUCCUCGCGCGCUGCACACAUUUAAUCCUCAUUUGUAUAACGAGCAGUACUACAAGUACUUUGCUCAUCUAGUGGGCCAGGAUUAUCAUUCUUUCGACUACAGAAGCUCGCGGUCACGUAGUCGUAAGGGGUCGUUCAGCGGAUCUAGGUCAAGAUCUAGAUCAAGAUCGAGGUCUAGAUCGAGAUCCAGAUCGAGGUCGAGGUCGAGGUCGCGAUCGAGGUCAAGAUCGAGAUCGAGGUCCAGGUCUGGUUCGAGAUCGAGGUCAAGAUCGAAGUCCCAAUCGAGAUCGAAAUUGAAGGCCAGUUCGAGAUCGCGAAGCAGAAGGCGAAGCAGGGGCAAAAGCAGAUCUCGAUCGAGAAGACGACGAGGAAGAUCGAAAUCGAGAUCGAAAAGCCCUACAAGAGUGAGAUCUCGAUCGCGUCGAUCCAGAUCAAAGAAGAAAUCUCGUUCGAAGAGUCGAUCCAAGUCUUGGAGCAACAGUAAACAUCGCUACAGGCGUAGGAGGGAGAGAUCAGCGUCUAAGGUGAAGAUUACCAGAGCUAAAUCUCGCACCACGUCGCCUAAAAGAAGAUCCUGUAGUAGUAGUUGGUCUAUGCCAAAGUCUCCUGGCAGAAGAAGUUGUUCUUGGUCGAAAGGUGCAGACGCUGUCAAUAAUAAAACGGACAACAGCAAGUCGACACGCAUAGUGGAGCAAGGAGUCACGAACAAAGAAGCGCCACAAACUUCUCACUUGGAGAACAUAACCUCUGACUGA